AUGGCAGACCAGGCGGCCGACACUGCUCCCGCAGCAGCCCCAGCUGAAGAGGCAACCGUAGCUACCGAAUCUGCUCCCGAUGCUGCCGCUCCUGCUACUGAAUCUACUCAUGAAUCUGCUCCAGCUGAUGCCCCCGUAGCCGAAGAUGCUCAUACUGCUGAAGCACCCGCAUCCGAACCCCAUGCUGAGACUGCCGCCGCUGAAUCUGCUCCAUCUGAAGAAGCACCAGCUCCAGCACCAGAGGCCCAUGCUGACGCUCCUGCUGCUGAACCAGCUGCCGAACACGCUGACGCUCCUGCUCCUGCUGAACACAGUGCUGAACCCGCUGCCGCUGAGCCGGAGAGUCACAAGGAAGAAGUUUCUGCUGAAGCAUCAGCACCGGAAGCUGCCCCAGAAGCUGCUGCCAAAGAGGAUGCCGCCCCUGCACCUGAACACCACGACGAAGCGCAAGCAGAAGCUGCUCCAACAGCUGAAGCCCCCACUGUCGAACCAGAAUGCCACAAAGAGGAAGCAAAAAUAUCCUGUGCUGCCCCUGAUGAAGCCGCACCAGCUGCUGAAGCACCAGCGUCAGAUGCUGCUCCAGAAGCUGCCAAGGAAGAAGCCGCUCCAGCAGCUGAACCUCAUGUCGAAGCUGCUCCAGCACCAGCAGCCGAAGCCCAACAAGAAGCUCCCUCCGAAUCACACGCUGAGCCUCAAGCCGUGGCUGCCCCAGAAUCACACGCUGAACCAGCGUCAGAACCUGAAGCUCAUGCCGAAUCUGCUCCAGCUGAAGAGUCUGCUCCAGCACCAGCAGCCGAAGCCCCACAAGAAGCUCCCGCUGAAUCACACGCCGAACCUCAAACCGAAGCCGCCCCAGAAUCCCACGUGGAAGCUGCCCCAGCUGAAGAAUCUGCUCCAGCACCAGCAGCCGAAGCUCCACAAGAAGCUCCCGCCGAAUCACACGCCGAACCUCAAGCCGAAGCCGCCCCAGAAUCCCACGUGGAAGCUGCCCCAGCUGAAGAAUCUGCUCCAGCACCAGCAGCCGAAGCUCCCACAAGAAGCUCCCGCUGA
Cooperia oncophora is the source of this 1050-nucleotide messenger RNA. The record is from the annotation of a GenBank genome assembly. Lineage: Eukaryota; Metazoa; Nematoda; Chromadorea; Rhabditida; Trichostrongylidae.